CAAAAAAAAUACUAAAUAAAAAGCUGCACUUUAAAGGCAAACAAAACCACCCACAUCCUAAAGUUUCUUCCUUUCUCUGCAAAUCUCUCUCUCUCUCUCUCUCUCUCUCUCUCUCUCUCUCUGUUUUUUUCUUGCCUGUGCAUGUGAAGGUGUAAAGGUCCAUGGAGUCAUGAGUCCAAGAUUGAGUUGUUAAGUGAACGAGUAGAGUGAGAGCCUUGAAGAGGCUUCCAUAAGACUAGAGGGUUUGAUAAACAUACAUAGGAUAAGCAAAGCAAUUUUGCAAAGAGAGAGAAGGGCUCUGUAUACGAAAUAGUGAGAUGGGUGAACCAACUUGUCUUAUGAGAUCAUUUUCUCAUCCAUCUAAUGCUUCCCGUGAAGCCAAAGAGGGUGACCCCCUUCGAGCCUUAACAGAAUCAAUCUCGUUUGGAAGAUUUAUGUCAGAAUCUUUAGCUUGGGAAAAAUGGUCAACCUUUUCUCACAAUCGCUACUUAGAAGAAGUUGAGCAGUUUUCCAAGCCAGGUUCUGUUGCUCAGAAGAGAGCUUAUUUUGAAGCUCAUUACAAGAAGAGAGCUGCCAUGAAAGCGGCAGCUUUGCUCGAGCAAGCCAAUGCUGCAGGAAAUGGCGAUCCUCAAGUAGAACCUGCAGCUAACGAUGUUCCUGAAGUGAAAAAUGCAGAAGAAACUCAGAAUGACUGUCCUAGUGAUUCAGCGUCAGCUGAAACGACCAGUGAUGUUCUGAUCAAUAUACAACAGGAACAAGAUGUCCUUGACCUAGCUAAUUCUGCUGAUGCAAAUGCAUUUCAUCCAAAUAGCGAAAAGGAUAAUUUACAAAAUGCCACAGUUGAAAGAGCUGAAGAGACAAUUGAAGAAAAGGUUGAGGGAGAGAACCUUAUUCAGGUGGAAAAUUCAAAGCAGCUUGAUACUGCUGAGGACUGCAACAAGAUUGCUGCCGCGCCGGAAGAGAAAAUACCCAAACAUGAAGCUGCUGAAAAGGAAAAUGUGGCUUUGCCAAAUAAUAAAAGGCAAAUGAAUUUCUUGUCGAAAUCAUCAAGUCAUAGCAGAGCUUCCAAACUACCAAAAUCUUCUACCAAACAGACUAGUUCCACACAACUGAAAGGUGGAACUCCAAACAGCAAGAAGUCUGUGGUAGACUUGAUUGACAAAAGAAGAUUAGCUCCAAAAUCUGUCCACAUGUCAAUCAAUUUGGCUCCUAGCUCUGGGGAAACCAACAAGACUUCUGCCAGAAUUUCAAAAGAGAGCUCAACUACUACAAAAAAUCCAACAAGGGCAUCUGUUUACGGGAUAUCGAAGCUUCUCCCUUCGAUAAAUCGUCAGUCAGAGGAUAAAAGAACUCGUUCACUAUUCAAUAAAUCAGUUUCUGGAGGAACAAUGUCUGGCGGGAUAUUGCAGGCCCUCUCUGGGGACCGUGCAAAAUCUUCAACCUCAAGCGGAAGCAAAGCACGAUCUCCAAUUAUAUCCUCUCCUUUUAGCUUUAGAAGUGAAGAAAGAGCUGCAAAACGUAAAGAGUUCUUUCAGAAGCUUGAAGAGAAAAACAAUCCAAAAGAAGUGGAGAAAACACAUGUGCAAGCAAAAUCUAAGCAGAUACCAUUGACACGACCUCGUUCUCCAAAACUUGGAAGGAAGCCCUCUUCCAGUAUGAUCCAGGAAUUAAACUCUCAGGUUCCUCGAAGGCCUUCAGUCAAUGCUGAAAGCUCCAAGCGCGUCGUACAGAAAGGCAAUCAAAGCACUACUCGUUCAGUCGCUUUGCUACCAAAGAAGAAAGCACACGAGAAUGCUUCUCCAAACAUCCAACGUUGAGCUUUGACGGAGGGUGUUUCAAGGAAGCAACAACAUAUUUUUGGUUGAAUUGAUUUACCCAGCAGUGAUUGUGCAGAUAUUCUUUUGUUAUUACACAAUAUAGAGAAGAAAAAUAAUCCUUCAAUGGCAGUGGGAUUCAGAUUAGAGGGAUAUUACUGGAGAGAGAAUGGGAAUUUUAGAAGGCUGCUUUCAACAUCUAGCAAAAAUUUUCAUAGUUUAUCCAUGUAUCUGCACUUAAAAAGGAAAGCAGUUCUGGGAAGAUAGUAGAAUGAGUUUGCUUUCGUAUCAAGUGUUGCCAUUAUUAUUACAUGAUUUCAUGUAAAAAGUUCUGUGCUUUUUUUUUUUGGCCCUGACUUUUGUUGUUGUCCUGUACCAUACAAAAUUCACAUA
Messenger RNA from Manihot esculenta (cassava), 2207 nucleotides. Its product is annotated as protein WVD2-like 7. NCBI's taxonomy places the organism in Eukaryota, Viridiplantae, Streptophyta, Magnoliopsida, Malpighiales, Euphorbiaceae. The coding region runs from base 318 to 1817 and encodes 499 amino acids. The record is from RefSeq and is a predicted model, not a curated record. The transcript has 8 exons.